AUGACAGGAAGUCCUUUACAGUCUAGUGCAAGUGAGUCUCACCAUUCAGGGCAAGCUGGAAUACCUUUGACCCAUUACAAUAGUUUACAAAGGAGAGGUCUAGAUGAUCGCACUACCAAGAAGACCGGAUCAGUACCAGUUAAGGCAAUAAUUCAACGCGUCAUACAACCCCUUAGAGUAAAACCAUCUAUCACACCUGCAGCUCGAAAAAGUCUUCACAUGAACAUCACAAAAGAUAGUAUCAGAUCUGUCGUAUUCCCUAAUGAACCAGAUCUUAGUCAGAAAAGUACAAGGAGAGGAAUACAAUCCUCCGUCCAAGCGGCGGCUCAGAAGGGAGUUUUGGUUCCUAUCAGCGAAGGCGCUACACCGGAAUCCUUAGCUCGUUGGAAUCACUUGCAGGCGAUAUUCUUCGCAUCAACUGUACUCACCACUAUUGGUUACGGUAACAUCGCGCCAGUGACGACAGCAGGUCGGGUGUUCUGCCUCCUGUUCGCUCUGAUCGGGAUACCCCUCUGCCUCACCGUCAUCGCCGACCUCGGUAUCCUGGUGGCAGGGUCGCUCCCCGACCUGGCGUCCAAGAUGGAGUCACUGUCUACAACCGUCAAGUCUCUUGUAUCUGCUUUCGUUGCGCUGUUCUUGCUCCUCGUCUUCCUUGCCAUAGGGGCUCUUCUCUUCAUGCACCUCGAGGACGACUGGAACUUCUUCGAUAGCUUUUAUUUCUGCUUCAUUACCAUGACGACCAUUGGGUUCGGCGAUCUCGUACCGCAGAAACCUCAAUACAUGCUCUUGUGCACAUUGUAUAUACUGGUCGGGCUCGGACUCACAUCCACCAUCAUCGAAAUCGUGAGGAUGGAAUAUGCCAAGUCGUGGAAGAGAUUGCAGGCGCUUGCGGAGGCGCUGAGAAGGCUGGGAGAGGGGGGGAGUGGACAGACGGCCGUGGACCUUAGCGCCUUCCAAGGAGAUCUGAGGAAAGUAUUUUUUAGCCUCUCCAAGAACAGCAAGGGCUCCGAGAACUGGGAGAAAACAGUCAACAGCAUUGUCAGCUCCUUCGGCAAGCCGAAGGCCAAGCCCAACAUCAUCCAGAUCAUCAUCUACGAGUCCUCCGUCUGAGGUUCUUGUCGCGGGUGAGCUCGUCUGCAGGUGGCAGGGAUUUGAGCCUGCUUCUCUUGCCCAGUCGGGGUAGAGCGAUCUACCUGGGGUCUCUUAGAACUAUUCUAGAGAAAUAGAUAUAUCACCGUGACAUAAUAAAAAUUAUACAUCCAUAUAGUAGUGUAUAUAUCCAUUGGGUUGUCCGGAAAAUUAUGCAGGAUUUCAUUUUUUCUGAUUAUUAACCUCUAUAUAACAAAACUUGCGUUUCAGGUCAUUCUUCUGUAUUUAUGUCAACAAUUAUUAAUUCUCUUUCAAAUGAAAAUGUUUAUUACUUUCUGUAUCAUUUCACUGGUUGAAAAUAAUUCAAUCUUUAGUAAAGUGUCAAAGAGUUAUUUUCCCGUAAUUUAGUUAAACGAGUUUAAACCCGGUCGGAAUGCAGCCUAUAAGGCCAGUAACAUUAAUGAAGUCUGGGGCAUUAAAGAUAAAGGGGGUCGUGGAAGGACUUCUCCCAUUGAUAAAGAUGUUCUGAGAACGUGGGUCGAAGAAAAUUCAACAACAGCUGUUCCGGAAUUUGCUGAGAAACUCUCAGUUAGCGAAUCGGCCUUCGUUGACCACCUCAUUGUAAAUGAAAAAGAUAAAAACGAUUAAUCGACUACCAGAAAAAUCUUCCUCAUUAACUUCACACAGCACUUCUUUGCCGAAGCAGCCUCAAACCUCACCCGCCAUACUUUCCAGAUCUCUCGCCUAACAAUUACAUGUUUUUAGGCAUCCGGACAACUUUUUAAACGAUAAAACUAUUAUUGAUCAAAAUUUGUUAGAAAAUGCAUUACCAAAAUUCAUUAACGGUUCAAUAUUCUAUUCCAAGGGAAUAGUAAAAGUAAACAAAAAGUUGGCAGAAAUUUAUCAUGAGUAAUGGAGCGUAUUUUAAUUAAUACAAAUAGUUUCGUAUCAUUUAUUUUAUUUUGUUUUCUUUUAAACCUAUAUUGAUUCCCGGACAAUCCAAUAUUUAAGGCUUUUAUAAACUAAUCUCAUAAAAUGCCUAAUGAAACACUUAUAAAAUCAUUAUCACCAUUUACCUUACACGAGAAAAAAUUAGUUAUUAAAAAUAUAGCUAUUAUUAGAUCUGUACUGUAAAAAUUGUAUUUACUUUAUCUUUAUACGUUUGGAAGUCCAAGUCAGAAGAAAAAACAUACUAUAUUUGACAAUUGCUCUAUACUUUUUUAUAUUUACAUUCCAUAAAGUGAUAGAUAUAUAUUUUUUCUUUUAGAUCGGUUAUUGAAAUCAAUAGAAUCAUAAACUUUAAAUAUAGUAAUAGUACAUUACAUGGCGUAGGAAAAAAUCAUAGAUAUAAUUUUGUAGAACCGUUCAAAGGUUUGAAAUAUUAGUUGUAAUAAUUAAUAUGUCACUUCAUUUCAUUGUGGA
Molecule: messenger RNA, 2511 nt
Organism: Nezara viridula (southern green stink bug)
Lineage: Eukaryota; Metazoa; Arthropoda; Insecta; Hemiptera; Pentatomidae
Source: the annotation of a GenBank genome assembly